GAACCAGCACCAGCCUUCUCUGUGGCUCUGAGUGAACCAGCACCAGCCUUCUCCGUGGCUCUGAGUGAACCAGCACCAGCCUUCUCUGUGGCUCUGAGUGAACAAGUACCGUCCCUCUCCGUGGCUCUAAAUCAGUGCUGGCUCCUCAUUACAUCCCUUAACCAUGAUUGAAGUUGUAGCCAAGUUAAUCCGUGGCCCAGUGUUCCUAGCUGGUGAAGCUCUAGAGUGUCUUGUGACAUUCACCAACCCCCUGUCAGCAGCAUCUACCUCUGCCAGCAGUGAGACCUUGGCUUGGGCCAGUGCUCAGAUCCACUGCCAGUUUCAUGCCAGUGAGAGUCGGGUACAGCUUCCAGCCAGCGAAGAGCAAAGACAGGACGUGCAGGCAGAGAACGAAACUGUCUUCAUUCCAAAUCGAGGUGAGAGAGGUCAAUGCAUUUUGUCUACUCCUCCCAAAAUCUUAUUUUGUGACCUCCGUCUGGAUCCUGGAGAGACUAAAUCUUAUUCCUAUAGUGAGACAUUGCCACUGGCUGCUCCUCCUUCGUUCCGUGGUCAGUCUGUGAAAUAUGUCUACAAACUAACCAUUGGCUGCCAGCGGGUGAACUGUCCCAUACAGCUCCUGCGAGUCCCGUUUAGGGUCCUUCUCCUGCAUGCGUUGCAGGGGUUUCAGCUCCCACAAGAAGAGGAGGUUGCUCCUUCCAACCCAUUCCUGGAUGAGGAGGAGAUCGGGAAGAGGGACUCCCGACUUCUGGAUUCGGCAGUAGAGAUUCUGAUGGCAGUUACAUCACGCCGGAACCUCCAUCAGUAUAACAUCAGUAAUGCACGUGGCCGUGUUGGGACCUUCUGUAUCUUUAAGACUGUUUAUAAAAUUGGAGAAGACAUUAUUGGAACAUUUAAUUUCUCUGAUGGUGAAAUCCCUUGUCUGCAGUACUGUGUGUGUCUCCAGGCUGAGGAGAGUGUACAAGAAGAGUACCGACGAUCCCGCAGCCAGCCUGUAACUAUCAGCACGCAUGCGCAGCACCUAGAGUCCUGUCUGCACACCGCCUGCAGCCACUUCAGCCUUCCGCUCCCACUCAGCUCCUGUCCUGGAUUCAGCACCAAUAUUGUAUCCCUGAAGUGGCGUCUUCAUUUUGAGUUUGUCACUGCGCGGGAACCGGUGGAAGCUCCAACUGUCCCCGAAAAUCAGUCUGAGAUUAUAACGUGGACCGGAGCAGCACACAUUGACGUGGAUACCUUUAGCUGGGACCUUCCAAUCAAAGUUCUACCAACCAAUCCCCUGCUCGUCUCGUAUGUCUCGCCAGCUCCUUCCACUCACUCAAUCUGUAUCUGACGGAUCCAUAGACUGCUUAAUCCUGCAACUUUUUAAUAAAUGUCAUGAAAUAUAA
This is a messenger RNA of Pelobates fuscus (common spadefoot toad), 1382 nucleotides long. It is a transcript of the gene RGP1, whose product is annotated as RGP1 homolog, RAB6A GEF complex partner 1. Gene Ontology annotation, cellular component: Ric1-Rgp1 guanyl-nucleotide exchange factor complex; Golgi membrane. The transcript has 8 exons. Gene Ontology annotation, biological process: retrograde transport, endosome to Golgi. NCBI's taxonomy places the organism in Eukaryota, Metazoa, Chordata, Amphibia, Anura, Pelobatidae. Bases 164 to 1327 code for a protein of 387 amino acids. The record is from RefSeq and is a predicted model, not a curated record.